Molecule: messenger RNA, 1323 nt
Organism: Penicillium verhagenii
Lineage: Eukaryota; Fungi; Ascomycota; Eurotiomycetes; Eurotiales; Aspergillaceae
Exons: 2
Coding region: 1-1323 (440 amino acids)
Biological process (GO): GPI anchor biosynthetic process
Cellular component (GO): Golgi membrane
Molecular function (GO): glycosyltransferase activity
Source: RefSeq, a predicted model, not a curated record
AUGCGUUUCAUUCGACUUUUUCAAAGUCUUUGGCCUGAAAAAUGCCAUUCCACCCUGCAAACUCUUUCCUUCGUUCUCUUGCCAUAUCUCUUCUUGGUCCUCUACAUCCGAUCGCAGUCCUCUCGCGACCCAGGAUCGUUCUUCUUCAGAACAUCCUCAGCCUACGAUCUAUCAUACUCUGCCGUCAGACUUGAGCAAGCAGAUGCCUACAUCAAAGCCGCAGAAACAAGUGAUACGAAAUUCAAUGACCUAAAAGCCUCCAAAAAUCCUGAAUUUUGUCUUGGGAUUGCGACGAUCGCGCGAAGUGGCGUGCGAUACUUUAAAAGUACGGUUGGUACCGUACUUGAAGGCCUCAGUGACUCGGAGAGAGCCAACAUACAUUUGAUUUUUUUUAUUGCGCAUACAGAUCCCUCGCAACAUCCGGCAUAUGCGGAGCCUUGGCUGCACAAAUUGGCGGACCAGGUGCUACUGUACAACUCCUCUGACGUCGAUAUUGACCAUAUCAAGUCCUUGGAAACAGACGAGGCAAAGCUUGCAGGCCGUGAGAAGGCCCUUUUUGACUAUUCAUAUCUUUUACAAGCUUGUGAGGCAGUCGGUGCUCCAUAUACUAUUAUUCUUGAGGAUGAUGUUGUCGCUCAAGAUGGGUGGUAUCAUCGUACGCGUGAUGCAUUAGUCUCUGUCGAAACACAAAUGCAGGAGAUAGGGGCACCGAAAUGGCUCUACCUCCGCCUAUUCUAUACUGAAGAAUUUUUCGGUUGGAAUGCCGAGGAGUGGCCUAUAUAUCUGUUCUACUCUAUCCUAAUAGUCUGCUUUGUUGGGUGCAGUCUUCUAGGCAUCCGGCAGUACCGACCUUCCAUACGCCCCCACCUUCCAAAUAAGAUAAUCGCCAUCGUCAGUGUUGUUGGCUCGUUCUUGCUGAUUGGGCUAUUUUUUGCUGCCGGGCGAGUAACAAUGAUGCCGAUUCCAGAGGGUGUACACCAAAUGCCGAAAUUUGGAUGUUGCUCGCAGGCCUUGGUCUUCCCCCAUUCUCGUCUCAAUGAUCUCGUCGAUCUCUUCACUUCUAAAAGGAUCGGAUAUGUUGAUAUGCUCACGGAGGAGUUUGCAAAUGCAAACCAAGAGAUCCGCUGGGCAUUAACACCUAGUGUCAUGCAGCAUGUUGGGAGGAAGAGUUCCAAAGGUGAUCAGGCUGCUAUUGUACAGUCCAAACCAAAAUCGAAGGCGGAGUUGAGUAAUGUGGAAAUGCUCUGGAAUUUUAGAUUCGAGCUGAAUGUUGCCGAUGCAUUGCACUUAGAGCACAUGCGUGAUGUUAGAGAGCAUGAGUAG